AUGUUGGAUUGGAUGAAGCAACAGGAUCCAAAUUUCUUCUCAAAUAUUAGCAUUGUUUCUGAUCCGACUGGGAAAUUACCGACAUCGGUGGUUGAUGAUGCUUCUAGAGAUACGUCCGGCAUGGUUAGCGGUUUCCAAUCUCAUCCUACUUCUGGUGUCGUUUUGGUUGCAUCAAUGGGAUUGCCUUCGGUGGAGAAGAAGAUCAAGCUAAAUUACAAAAAUUCAUCUUCUAGAGUUCCAGAUUCCACAUGUACUUCUCCGGUCACCCCUGUACCUAUGAGUGAAGGUUCGUUGUGUUUCUCUGGUUGCAAUCCCACUCCGAAGUCAUCAAAGGUGGUGGAGAGCUUGCCAUGGAAAGCGAACAGGAACGGUUAUGAGCAGCUGGACACGAUCAAAAAAUCAUUUCCGGUUUAUGAGUCUACGAUACACUUGUUAACCUUCUCCGAUCCAAAACCAGAGGGGGGGAAUUUGGGUCCGACUAAAUCUUCAACGACGGCAGCAACGUACGAGCAUCGUCCAGGUGUACUUCCGAUCAGGACAUUGGCGGAGUGCAAAGGGAGCUUCACGAAGAUAACGGCUCCGUUAAAUGAUGGAUGGGAGGAGGUUUAUUUAGGUCAACACAAUAAUGGGCUUAAAAAUGAAAAUUGGGCUGCAAUUGAUUCAUGGGGCUCACAAUUGUUAACUCGAAAGAUAGACUGGGUUUUAACGAGCAAACAAAAUAUAAGCCCACUUGUUAUUAACGCCACUGAUCAACGCCUUGUUAAUUGGAAUGAAAAUAACCACGUUUAUCCUAAUCAGUUGCCAUCACCUUCCCCAAUGCCGGCUAUGGCUUACGUGUUUCAACGGGAUCGGAGAGUUAGAUCGUCGAGUCGCACGGAAUGGAAGGAACGAAAGAAAAAGGACCUAAGUUUUCAUGGUGGUUCUCAAGUCGGCUUGUCUCACAAAUGUCAUAAAUACAAAGAAGGCUGCGAUCACUAUACGUGGGAUGCUAAUCAGGCAUCAGUUGAUCAAUUGUCAAAAAAGGUUUCUGUGGAAUCAUGUCAAAUUUUGGAGUUCUUUAGAGUUGUUUCCAAUUAUCAAUCAGGACUGAGUGAUAAUCACUUGGUGUUUGUGACUGAGUUAUGUGUGCAGUUGAACAUUCGACUAGGAAGCUGUUCAAUUGAAGUGAAGUCAUUAGUUGCUAAGUAUGGUAACACUAGAUUGGAAUGGCUCACAUUUUUUGGAAAAGUGAAUCACAAUUGGGAUAUGUAUUGGACGCAAUUUGUUUAUAACGAUGUCACGGUUCAUCUUCAAGGGUUGGGCACGCCUCAGUGUUCUUUAGCUUCACGCCAUAGUGUGUUUUCAUUAAGAGAUAAGUCUUCCCUAGAUGGUCCUUCAUUAUGUGAUUUGCUAUUUUUUGUCUGGGAAGUGAAUUGUCAUCAUAUACAAAAGUUACACUCAUGGUUUAAGUCUAUUAUUGGAGCUGGAUUAUGGUUUAGUUUUAUUUUCAAUCAGGGCAUUGGGAUGUCAUCCGUUGAGAAUGUGUGUGGUCGGACACCCCCACCAAUGGGGAUGCAAGAUGUACCAGGUAGGGUGAGGGUUGAAGAGGUAAUGAAAGAACGGCACGAAUGGGAUGAUUUCUGGAAAAGGAAUGUGCAUUUUGGCUCAAGUUUUUUACCUCCUGAUUUGAAAACUAAGGCUGCUUAUGGGGUUAUUCCUAUGGUUUUCUUCGUUACUUGUACCAUUGAGAAUCGGCUAGACCAAGUACACAAGUGGUUAAUCCAUUGGAAGGGUCAACCGGAUGGAAAAGCUACUAGAGAAGUCGAGUUGAAUUUGAAUAUUAUGAGGCAAUUUCCAGAAGCAAGUCUUGAGGACAAGACUUGUUUUGAAGGUGUGGGUAAUGAUACAGAUACUAAUAUGGUAAUUAAAAGGGAAAAUGAACCAAAGUUGCUACAUGCAUAA
Molecule: messenger RNA, 1941 nt
Organism: Lactuca saligna
Lineage: Eukaryota; Viridiplantae; Streptophyta; Magnoliopsida; Asterales; Asteraceae
Source: the annotation of a GenBank genome assembly